GAGGGCUCGAGCGGGGCCGGGCAGGCGAGAGCGCCCUGGAGUGGCAAGAGCGCCGUUUCCGGUUGUCAUGGCGGCGCCCAGCGCGGGGCCCGGGCGGGUUCCUCCCGCGGGGAUGGAUGCCGCCCUGCAGAAGCUGGUGCUGCGGCAGAAGAAGGUGCUGAAUGCCGAGGAGAUGGAGCUGUACGAGCUGGCUCAGGCGGCCGGCGGCGCCAUGGACCCCGACGUGUUCAAGAUCCUAGUGGACCUGCUGAAGCUGAACGUGGCACCACUCGCCGUCUUCCAGAUGCUCAAGUCCAUGUGUGCCGGGCAGAGACUGACCAACGAGUCCCAGGACCCAGUGGCCAUGCCGGCUCCUUCAGCCAGCAUGCCAGAGAGCAGAGCGGCCUCCUUUCUUUCUGCCAAGAACCGUAGCCCCCCUGCAAGGCCCUCCUUUUCCUCGGCCCCCCAGCCUGCGUCCUCCCCGGCGCUGCUCCACGGCCCGGAUGCUACCUACUCGCCUCUCUCUCCAGGGCCCCCGGGGUCCCUCCGCCUCUCUUGCUGCCUGUUCUCUCCUUUCGCAGGGAGAAACAAAGGCAGCACUGCCCUCGGUGGAGGCUCAGCACUGGCAGAACGCAGUAGCCGAGAAGGUUCCAGCCAGAGGAUGCCCCGACAGCCCAGUGCAACCAGACUGCCCAAGGGGACUGCGACAGGGAAGAGCCCCCCUCGAAGCAGUACCUGAAGGACAGACUGCUCCCAACAGGGGCCUCAUUCCCUGUGGUUGUUAAUAAAUCAUUCUGUAAAAUAGAGGGUCCCACUCAAGACACCCUGUCACCUCUUAUGUAUAUAUAUUAAGGUACAAAGAUGUAGAAUGUGUUGUGUGCUAUAGCUGAUGUAAUCAAGAGACUUGAAACAGGUCUGAGAAAUUUAUUAUGUAUUUCUAAGUGUUUCAUAAUAAACCAACAUCCUUGUUUU
Messenger RNA from Suncus etruscus (white-toothed pygmy shrew), 951 nucleotides. RefSeq names its product mitotic spindle organizing protein 2B (gene MZT2B). Gene Ontology annotation, cellular component: centrosome; spindle. The record is from RefSeq and is a predicted model, not a curated record. The coding region runs from base 68 to 718 and encodes 216 amino acids. The transcript is spliced from 4 exons. NCBI's taxonomy places the organism in Eukaryota, Metazoa, Chordata, Mammalia, Eulipotyphla, Soricidae.